Messenger RNA from Tupaia belangeri chinensis (Chinese tree shrew), 1584 nucleotides. RefSeq names its product potassium inwardly rectifying channel subfamily J member 6 (gene KCNJ6). Gene Ontology annotation, biological process: regulation of monoatomic ion transmembrane transport; potassium ion import across plasma membrane. Lineage: Eukaryota; Metazoa; Chordata; Mammalia; Scandentia; Tupaiidae. The record is from RefSeq and is a predicted model, not a curated record. Bases 245 to 1516 code for a protein of 423 amino acids. Gene Ontology annotation, molecular function: G-protein activated inward rectifier potassium channel activity. Gene Ontology annotation, cellular component: plasma membrane. The transcript is spliced from 4 exons.
GGAACCGGGACGCUGGACCCAGAGCUGGACGAACCGCGAGGAGAAUGGAGUCUCCUAGCAGCCUUCCGGGGCUGAUGUGAAAUUCGACCAUCUGAUUCCAGUUUUUCUUUUCUUUUCGUAUUUCCUUCCCUCGCAUCCAUCGUGUAGUGAAUUAUUAAAUUUUGCUCCGUUCCGAGAGGAGAUCAUGAUUGAGUGAAGCCACCCUGUCCGCAACAAGGAAAAGCACAAAGAAGAAACUACAGCAAUGGCCAAGUUGACAGAAUCCAUGACUAAUGUCCUGGAGGGUGAUUCCAUGGAUCAAGAUGUUGAGAGCCCUGUGGCCAUUCAUCAGCCAAAGUUGCCUAAGCAGGCCAGGGACGACCUGCCAAGACACAUCAGCCGAGAUCGGACCAAAAGAAAAAUCCAAAGGUACGUGAGGAAAGACGGAAAAUGCAACGUGCACCACGGCAACGUGAGGGAGACCUACCGCUACCUAACUGACAUCUUCACCACUUUAGUAGACCUAAAGUGGAGAUUCAACCUGUUGAUUUUCGUCAUGGUUUACACAGUGACAUGGCUCUUUUUUGGAAUGAUCUGGUGGCUCAUUGCAUAUAUCCGAGGAGAUAUGGACCAUAUAGAGGAUCCCUCAUGGACUCCCUGUGUCACCAACCUCAAUGGGUUUGUCUCUGCUUUUUUAUUCUCAAUAGAGACAGAAACCACCAUUGGCUAUGGCUACCGGGUCAUCACAGAUAAGUGCCCAGAGGGGAUUAUUCUUCUCUUAAUCCAAUCUGUACUGGGGUCCAUUGUCAAUGCAUUCAUGGUGGGAUGCAUGUUUGUAAAAAUAUCUCAGCCCAAGAAGAGGGCAGAGACCCUGGUCUUUUCCACCCAUGCAGUGAUCUCCAUGCGGGAUGGGAAACUGUGCCUGAUGUUCCGAGUGGGGGACCUUAGGAACUCCCACAUCGUAGAGGCUUCCAUCAGAGCCAAGUUGAUCAAAUCCAAACAGACUUCGGAGGGGGAAUUCAUCCCCCUGAACCAGACGGAUAUCAACGUAGGAUAUUACACAGGGGAUGACCGUUUGUUUCUGGUGUCACCACUGAUCAUUAGCCAUGAAAUUAACCAACAAAGUCCUUUCUGGGAGAUCUCCAAAGCCCAGCUGCCUAAAGAGGAACUGGAAAUUGUGGUCAUCCUAGAAGGAAUGGUGGAAGCCACAGGGAUGACAUGCCAAGCUCGGAGCUCCUACAUCACCAGUGAGAUCCUAUGGGGCUACCGGUUCACUCCUGUCCUGACACUGGAGGACGGAUUCUAUGAAGUCGACUACAACAGCUUCCACGAGACCUACGAGACCAGCACCCCAUCCCUCAGUGCCAAAGAGCUGGCCGAGUUAGCCAGCAGGGCAGAGCUGCCCCUGAGCUGGUCAGUAUCCAGCAAACUCAACCAACAUGCAGAACUGGAGACAGAGGAAGAAGAAAAGAACCUGGAAGAGCAAACAGAAAGGAAUGGUGAUGUGGCAAAUCUAGAGAAUGAAUCCAAAGUUUAAUCCCCCUUAGCUGGCCAACCCCUCUCUUCUUCCCUCAACACAACCUUUCCUUGUCUCUCAUUCUCUUC